GUCUUGACGGAUGGACUAACCCAAUUGGUCAAAGUAUUUAUUUCUAUUUAAUAAUGACAUCUAAUAAAAAAGAAUAUUUAUAUAGUCUUAAAAAUUAUUCAAGACAAUCUCAUACUAGAAAAUUUAUUGCUAUGAAAAUUCAAGAUAUUGUUGAAACAAUUAGUGUUGAAAAAUUUGGAGAAAUUGUAACCGAUGGUGCUAUGAAUAUGAAAUUGGCUAAAAGUCUUGUUAAUCAA
Molecule: messenger RNA, 236 nt
Organism: Cetraspora pellucida
Lineage: Eukaryota; Fungi; Glomeromycota; Glomeromycetes; Diversisporales; Gigasporaceae
Source: the annotation of a GenBank genome assembly